AUGAUAUGGUUAGGUGCUUGUAUUCCGUCUGUUGCAUUUAUAUGGAUGACCAUUCAUUUACACUUGGACUCCAAUUCGUGUUCUAAGUCAAAACUUCGGGGCCGUUUCAAACCGAUUGCAUUCACUAAUGACCUCAAUUGGCAAAAGGAGAUGGCCAUCAUUGAUACAGAUGCAUCUACCGAUGAUCAGAUACAAAUGUAUCCCGAGAAUUUCCUUAUCAAUGAUACUUUGAAUAACAUAGUGUCAUUGAUCAUUAGAGACUUUAUAUCCAAUUGGUUCUCGAGAAUCACUACAGAUCAAACGUUCAUCAAUGAUUUGAAGAAGCAGUUUAGAGGUAUAAUCAUUAGACUUGGAAAGCGUUUGGAGAGUACUGACUUCAGUGAUUUGUUGGUUCACGGGCUGGUACCUAUCAUAGAGAAGCAUCUAAAGGAUUAUUCAAGAGCAAAGGAUCUUAUCAAGAAUAGGAAAGCAUCUGCCAAAUAUGCCACUAUGUCUUCUACCAAGGAGAUGGAUAAGGCUAUUGCUUCCAACUAUAAUCAAGGCUCAUUACAUACUGCCGUCAAAAUAGGAAGUAAAUCCAAUGAACAGGAUAUUAAAUUGUACUUGAGUGAGCAGAUAGGUAAGAUCUUGCUUCAGCUAUUGGACAAUAACGAGGUGAAUUCUCCACCAGUGCUUAUUUUAGUCAGAGAAAUACUUACCAAUUGCGUGUUCUAUCCAAUUGUAUCGAUGCUUUCUGACCCUGACUACUAUAAUCAGCGGAUUGUCACUAAAUUGGUUGACGUUAUGAAAGAUCGUGAUGAUGUUAAACGAUUCAGGAGCAUUCUUGAUCAGCAUUCAUUGUAUGCGCAGAAUUCUGACUUGCUGACUCGACAGAUACUAAAUGAAAGGCCAGAAGCCCUUCAGAAGAUGAGAAUUACGGUCAGAACAAGCAGCAAGGCGUUUGAAAAGGUGGUCAGGCAGAUUUCAAGGUGUAAUUCAGCAUCCAUUUUGAAGCAGUAUCGUUAUCUGCUCGCUUUACAACUAGAUGAUUUCGCCAAGGCCAUGGAUCUGGGAAAUUUAAAAGUUGACGAGAACAUGCCUUUAAGGACUUACAGCAAGAGACUUCAAAUUUUACUUGCUGCUGUGGACUUACGUUCUACUGCAUUGAAGUCAUCUUUGUCAUCUCCCCUCCAGGAAACGGAGUUUGAUCCUUCUACAAUACCCAAAAAUCCUGAUCUUACUCUGGAGCAGACUCUAAAGAAUCCGAUCGAGGUGCCCUAUUUUAUGGAAUUCAUGGAGAAUCGGAAAAGAGGGGUGUUAGUGCAAUUCUGGACUUCUGUGAAUGCUCUUCGAAACCCAUUAGAAGAGUUUUAUUUUGAUGAUUGCAAUACUGCUGAAGCUAAGGAGGAGGAUAGUACAGCAGCGGAGUAUUUGGACGAUGCCAUGUCGCAGGCAGAGGACCUGAGGCAGAUAUUUCGUCAGCACUUCAGCAGCAAACUAUUGGCUGUUCCCGAGCAGACUUACCAAGCGGUGUCUACGUUUGUCAAUACACAUCCUGAUAAUUCUCGAUUGUAUUAUUCGGCAAGAAAGGCACUUUUUCAAUUGCAGCAAGUUGACCUAGAGAGGAUGGAAAAGACAGAUUUUCUUGCAUUCAGACAGUCCGACUAUUUCAUUCGGAUGUUGGCUGCGGGUAAUCAGUCACAAUUAGAUGUACCGAGAGGACUACUACAUGGUGGCAGUGAUGAUGAUGAUGAUGAUGAGGUAAAUGGAGAUCCGUUGGCUAAGUAUGAUGAGGCUUUUAAAUUGUACGAUGAGUCUGGACAGGAGAAUGUUAGUGAUACAGUGCUAAAGGUUGUAGAGGAUGCACUUAACGAGAUUACUGCUAAAAAAAACAUAAUCGAUGAGGAGUCUGUUGGUCCACCACCAAGCAGUUCCUCUUCAAGUAGACUACUUAGCAAAGAUACUCACAAAGAUUUGUUUGGAUCGCCAGAAUAUGGAGAUGAAUCAGAGCUCUUCGACUACGAAUCUGAUAGUGCCACACAAUAUUCCCCUAGAAUAUUCGGUGAUAGCGACGAUAAUGGUGACACCUUGGGUAUUGACGAUGAUAGCAGUGCUUUGGAGAGUGGAGCCGCAUCGAUGUCAUCGUCCAUGGAUGCACCAUCUUCAGAAGUACGCGUUGCUGCUCCUGGAGAUUUGAACUUGACCGAUGAGAUCAACAGGCUAGAGACAGAAAAAGAAAGACUUAGGCAGCAGUUACUUAUCAUCAACUCCUUACUAAGAAAGGCUGAACUUACUAGCAACAUUACAGAAGUGAGAAUUAUGAACAGAUCCAAAGUGAGUUUAGAUAGAGAAGUUCGACUUAGAGAGCUGCAACUUCAGCAAUAUACUAUGCAGCAGAGUGAUAGCGGCCUUUACAAAAGGUCAAAGGUCACGAUUCAAUCAUAUAUAACUGCGAACGAGCAUGGCCAUGACUUUAUCUUAUACAUUAUUGAGGUUCAGCGAUUAUCGAACGAUGAUCUCAAUGUGGUUUUGGCCGGUUGGAUGGUUGCAAGGCGAUUCAGUCAGUUCUACAAGCUUCACAAAUACUUGAGGAUGAAGUAUCCGGAGGUUUGGGAUCUAGAAUUCCCCAAGAGAAUGGUGGUAAUGAAGUUUCAACAGAGUGCUUUGAUAGAGCAAAGAAAGUGUAAGUUAGAGCGAUAUCUACAGAAAUUGCUUAGCUUUGACCAAGUGUGUGCCAACAGCGUGUUUAGAGACUUUCUUUCAAGCGACGUCUUCACUUUGGACUUUGCUAACGAGCAGACUACCAGUAAUAAGACUAUAGAGAGUGUUAAUUCCAUCACUUCGUUGUAUAACAGGCUCUGGAGUCAGCUUAUGUAUUUUCAAGGAGAAACAUCAUCAGGCGAAAUGGGCUCAGAGUCUGGGGAACAUCUGCAGUCUGCCUCAUUUGCUCAGAGUUCUGGUUCACUUCGAAAGUUUAGCUCUACUCUAGAAAUGAAAAGAGAACUAUCCAGUUUAGAUGAGGCUGAAAAUUCCGAAUCACUCGUCAAUGAUUUCAUCGAGGACGAAGAGAAGGCAGAAGAUGGAGAGGAAGAAACCAAGCCCCUGAAUUUUCCUUUUGUAAAACCGCUUUGUGAUCUUACCGUUACGUUAUUCCAAUUGGACAAGUCAAAUAUCUGGCUACGAGGCCGUGCUUUGGUUAUUAUUCUUCAGCGAUUACUCGGAUCAACUAUUGAGAAGGUCGUUCGAACUACUGUGGACGACCGUUUGAAAACAGAAUCAACGAUAUUUUCCAUCCUUUCUGGACUUCAGAAUGUUCUCUGGCCCGAUGGAGAAUUUAGAAAGCAUAGCAAAGAAAGAACCCUUACGGAAAAGUCAAGAACAAAACAGAAGGCUCGGUAUAUGCUUGUCACAUUCAUUGUAGACUCCUGUUCGAGGGUGUUCGGCCGGCAGGGGUCGAAACGGGCUGCUGAUCUUUGCUUUGAUUCAUUUCAGAACGAGUUACUAAACAAGCACUUGACGCUAACUUUGCUAGACGAAAUAUUUAAGGAAUUGUUCCUUACGGAGAAGGAAACUUAG
This is a messenger RNA of Brettanomyces nanus, 3555 nucleotides long. RefSeq lists its product as uncharacterized. The coding region runs from base 1 to 3555 and encodes 1184 amino acids. Lineage: Eukaryota; Fungi; Ascomycota; Pichiomycetes; Pichiales; Pichiaceae. The record is from RefSeq and is a predicted model, not a curated record. Gene Ontology annotation, cellular component: intracellular membrane-bounded organelle. The transcript has a single exon. Gene Ontology annotation, molecular function: phosphatidylinositol binding.